Strongyloides ratti is the source of this 1683-nucleotide messenger RNA. RefSeq names its product Isocitrate dehydrogenase [NAD] subunit gamma, mitochondrial. The transcript is spliced from 4 exons. Gene Ontology annotation, cellular component: mitochondrion. Gene Ontology annotation, biological process: isocitrate metabolic process; tricarboxylic acid cycle. Gene Ontology annotation, molecular function: oxidoreductase activity, acting on the CH-OH group of donors, NAD or NADP as acceptor; magnesium ion binding; NAD binding. The record is from RefSeq and is a predicted model, not a curated record. Bases 1 to 1683 code for a protein of 560 amino acids. Lineage: Eukaryota; Metazoa; Nematoda; Chromadorea; Rhabditida; Strongyloididae.
AUGUAUGAUAAUCAAUUUAAAAAUUAUCUUGAUACAAUAACAUCUGUCUUUGAGAAUGUUAGUAUUCAAGGAAAUUAUAAAAUUGAUCCAUAUUUUUAUUUUUAUAUAAGUACACAUCCAUACUAUCUUGCAUUAUGCCGUUUACAAUCAAUAAAAAAAUCAGAAGAAUCAGCAAAAUUAUAUGCAGAGGAUGCUUUAUCAUUAUUUGAUGAUUAUGAAUUUAAUGAAUUAAGUAAAGAAAGUGAAACUAUACCUAAUUUAGAUAUACCAAAUGUUGACUAUUCUAAUUGGCAUAGUAGUACUGAAAUUUAUCCAUUUGAUUAUGUAUCAUCAUUUGAAACAUACAAUCCAUUUGAUGAUAACAAUUUUAUGGAUCUUGUAAAAGAAUCACUUAAUGAUAUUAGUUCAUCUCCUGUUAUAAAAACUUCAAAUAAAAAUACAUCAAUAUUUAUUAAUGAAAAUGGAAAAAAAAUGGUUCAAUAUGUUAGAAAAUCUGGAAUUAUUACAUAUUGUAAUGCUAGAGAUGCACCAGAAAUUGAAAAUAAUAAUAAACAAUAUUUCCUUAGUAUGAUUUCUUCUCGUGCAAUAUUAACUCAAUCACGUUUACCAUCAAUUAUUAAAAGAACACUUCUUACAAAAAAUGCUCAGGAAGGACUUGAGAUAUCUGGAAAGGUGAAUGCUGUCUUGAUACCUGGUGAUGGAAUAGGACCAUCAUUAGCUGAGUCAGUUAAAGAAGUAAUACAACGAAAAAAUAUCCCUCUUCAUUUUGAGGAAAUUCAUAUUUCUGGAGCUGAUUACGAUCCCACAAAAACAGUAGAGUAUGUUGAAAAAAUUCUUCGUCAAAAUAAUAAUGUUGGAUUGAAAGGAACUGUUCUUGAACCUGUUGAUGAUUUAACUUUUAAUGAACUUCAAGGUUUAAAUUUAAAGAUGAAAAAAGGCUUAGAUUUAUUUGCUAAUGUUGCCUUCAUUAAGACAAUGGAUGGAAUUAAAACAAGACAUGGAAAAGAGUUAGAUUUUGUCAUUAUCCGUGAACAAACAGAAGGAGAAUAUUCAGCCAUUGAACAUGAAAGUGUUCCUGGUGUUGUGGAAUGUUUAAAAAUAUCUACAAGACCAAAGAUUGAAAGAAUUGCUAAAUUUGCAUUUGAUUUUGCUGUUAAGCAUAAUAGAAAAAAGGUUACUUGUGUUCACAAGGCAAAUAUCAUGAAAUUAGGUGAUGGAUUAUUUUUAAAAAUUUGUCAAGAAGUGUCUAGAAAAUAUCCAGGAAUAGAAUUUGAAGGAAUGAUUGUUGACAAUACAUGCAUGCAAUUAGUAUCAAAGCCAGAACAAUUUGAUGUUAUGGUUAUGCCAAAUUUGUAUGGAAAUAUUAUUGAUAAUUUGGCUGCUGGACUUGUUGGUGGUGCUGGUGUCGUUCCAUCAUAUUCUAUUGGUUCUGAAUUUGUUGUUUUUGAACCAGGAAGUAGGCAUACAUAUGCUAAAGGUGUUGGUAAAAAUGUUGCCAAUCCAACAGCAAUGCUUCUUGCAACUUCCAAACUCCUAAAUCAUCUUCAUUUAAAAGUUUAUGGCAAUGCUUUAAAGGAUGGUGUUGAAAAAACUAUUAGAAGUGGUAAUGUUACAAAGGACCUUGGAGGUAAUGCCACAACAUUAGAAUUUACUGAAGCUGUCAUUAAGAAUAUUAAUUUGUAA